Drosophila mojavensis is the source of this 2020-nucleotide messenger RNA. RefSeq lists its product as uncharacterized. NCBI's taxonomy places the organism in Eukaryota, Metazoa, Arthropoda, Insecta, Diptera, Drosophilidae. Bases 1 to 810 code for a protein of 269 amino acids. The record is from RefSeq and is a predicted model, not a curated record. Gene Ontology annotation, biological process: mRNA transport. The transcript has 19 exons. Gene Ontology annotation, cellular component: nucleus.
AUGAGUGUCUGCAGCUGUCAUCAGGAUCAUCCACCAGGGUCAUCCACCAAGGUCAUCCACACGGGUCAUCCACACGGGUCAUCCAUCAGUGGUCAUCCAACAGGGCUCAGCAUGUUGUCAUAUAUCGAGUUAUAUCAAUUUUGCGUUAUUUAUUACAGGAGAGUGCAAAUUGAGGAGUCGCUAUAUAAUUUUGUUUUAUUUAUUUCAGGUUUGUGCAAGUUAAGGAGUCGAUUAAGCGUGCCCGGGAAGGCGUUUUGUUUGUUUGCGUGGCCAAUAUCGGGGAGAGUGCAAAUUGAGGAGUCGCUAUAUAAUUUUGUUUUAUUUAUUUCAGGUUUGUGCAAGUUAAGGAGUCGAUUAAGCGUGCCCGGGAAGGCGUUUUGUUUGUUUGCGUGGCCAAUAUCGGGGAGAGUGCAAAUUGAGGAGUCGCUAUAUAAUUUUGUUUUAUUUAUUUCAGGUUUGUGCAAGUUAAGGAGUCGAUUAAGCGUGCCCGGGAAGGCGUUUUGUUUGUUUGCGUGGCCAAUAUCGGGGAGAGUGCAAAUUGAGGAGUCGCUAUAUAAUUUUGUUUUAUUUAUUUCAGGUUUGUGCAAGUUAAGGAGUCGAUUAAGCGUGCCCGGGAAGGCGUUUUGUUUGUUUGCGUGGCCAAUAUCGGGGAGAGUGCAAAUUGAGGAGUCGCUAUAUAAUUUUGUUUUAUUUAUUUCAGGUUUGUGCAAGUUAAGGAGUCGAUUAAGCGUGCCCGGGAAGGCGUUUUGUUUGUUUGCGUGGCCAAUAUCGGGGAGAGUGCAAAUUGAGGAGUCGGUUUGUGCAAGUUAAGGAGUCGGUAAGUAGUUUGUUUGUUUAGCUCUUUUACAGAUUACUGGUGUUUUUAUUUUAUUUUUUCCAGAUUAAGCGUGCCCGGGAAGGCGUUUUGUUUGUUUGCGUGGCCAAUAUCGGGGUAUGGAGUGGCGUUUAAAUUCAUAAGUGAAGACAAUCAAACUGUUUCAACUUUGUAUAGUCUAUUGCCAUACACAAUUGCACCUUGUUUGUAUCUUCUCGUUCUUAACAGCUGCUCUGCAGCUAUAAGAGGAGGGGAUAGAAGCGAGGUGACUCUUUAUUUCUCAGUGCCUUACAAUGGCUCUUUUUAGAAAUUUAACAUAGCACCUUACAUACUAGCUUAUAAACUAAGUAUAAAGGAAGAAAUUUGCCGAAAAUAAUAUUUUAGUAAAUGUAGGAUUUAAAAGGUAGUAACAGGAUUUAUAUUAGCAAAUAUUGAACAAAGUUAAUGAUUUGAAUUAGCGUGAAAAAGCAGGACAAAGUCUUUGCAUUUUCUGAGUUGCAUAGUAUCACAUGCUUAAUAUAAAACUAAGGGAUAUGGUAGUAAAUGGCCAUUGCUUAUUCUUUCAGUAAUGUAGAAAAUUAUUUAGUUUUAACAAUAAUUGAACAAUCAAGUUUUAUGAUUUAAUUGCAAAAAAACAAAGGGAGUAUCUUAGCGUUUUCAUAGGAGUAGAAUAAAUGAUAAGAGUUACUAUUAUUAAUAUAUUAAUUAGAUACACUGAUAUCAAUUAGUGAGAGGUUACUAGAUAAGAUAAUAAAUUUGUUGUUAGCAAAUAUUUACAGCUUGAGAAUUUGUAAUAUUGAUCAAAAUGAGUAAAUUGAAUUGUCGUGAAAAAUCAGGGCAAAGUCUGCAUUUUCUGAGCUGAAUAGUGUCUUAUGUUUAAAAUAAUUACUAAUGUAAAGGUAGUAAAUAGCCGUAGCUAGACUUUAAGAUAUGUAGAAAAAAUUGUUUAGUUUUACUUAUAGUUGUAAUCAAGUUUUAUGAUUUUAAUUGCGAAAAGCAAGUAAGUAUCUUAGCUCUUCAGAGUAGUACGAUAUCUGAAGUGAAUUAAUAUUAAAGAUAUAACUAGAAAAAACAGAUAUUUAAUAGCCGUAGCUUAGACUUUAACAUAUGUAGAAAAAAUUGUUUAGUUUUACUUAUAGUUGUAAUCAAGUUUUAUGAUUUUAAUUGCGAAAAGCAAGUAAGUAUCUUAGCUCUUCAGAGUAGUAC